AUGGCUCCUAAAAAGAAGGGCGGCAAGAAACAGGCCGACGACUGGGAAGCCGACCUGGGUGAGACGGUUGAGCCUGCUGCACAGGCACCCGCGGACGCAGGACAAGACGCUGCUGAAGAAGAGGUGAACGGUGGCGGUCUUCUGGCUGCCCUGCGGAAAAACAAGGAUAAACGUGCAAAGAAAGGGAAGCUUGCUUCAAAUGACUUUGUCGAAGGCGAAGAUCCAGACAGCAUUGACUCCACCCCGCGUGCGGACGACCUCGACACCAAAGCACCUGCCGAAGCUACCUUCGACGGCGAGGAAAAUGACGAUGUCUUCGCAGCCAAUGUGAAGAAGGGCAAGGGAAGCAAGAAACAGCUGGAGGCGGCUGCCGCUGAAGCAGAUGCCGCUGACAGUGCCGACGGCGGUGGGGUGAAAUCGAAAAAGGAAAAAGAGCGGGAGAAAAAGGAACGAGAGAAACAGAGAAAGAGAGAACAGGCCGCAAAGAAAAAGUCAACUACUCCCGCACCUGCUACAGCCCCUGCUCCCAAGGCCGAGCAGCAGAAACCCGUUGCCGUGGAAGAGCAAAAACCCCAAGCCCCUGCACCUGUUCCAGAGACAGAAGAGAAGGGAGGCAAAAAGAAAAAGAUCCCUGCUCAUCUGGCCGCCAUCCAGAGACAGCAAGAGGCCCUUGCCCGCCAACGAGAGGAACAAGCCCGGUUAGAAGCUGAAGCCCAGGCCGCUGAAGAAGAACGGCUCCGUAGAGAUGCUGAGGAAGAGAGAAAGAAGGCCGAAGCAAGACAGCGUAAGAAGGAAAAGGAGAAGGAAAAGAAAGAGCAACUCAGGAAGGAAGGCAAACUCAUGUCGGAGGCUGACAAAAAACGGAGGCAACAGCAAGAACUUCGACUGAAACAGAUGCUGGAAUCAGGUGUCAAGGUUGCCGGCCUGACUGAAGGUGCCGAGGAAAAGAAGAAGCCGGCUUACGACAAGAAGCGAAAAGGUCCGAAGAAAGAGGAUGUCGAUCUUGAAGCGGCUGCACAAAAGGCAAAAGCCGAGGCCGAAGCGGCUGCGGCGGAGCGCCAGCGGCUCGCCAAGGAGGCAGAAGAAGCGGCGGCAGCGGGCGCCACGGCAGAGGCGGCGAAGGGCUACGAGUCCUCAGGAGUGGAUGACUGGGAAAAGGCUGCUGAGGAAGAAAUCAAGGACAGUUGGGACGCAGAUUCAGACGAGGAGCCAGCUGUCAAUGGCCACGCGGCACAAGACAAGUCCAAGCCAAACGGGGCUGCGGCAUCGUCGACUUUGCCCGUCCGAGAUUCCAAACCCCCGUCGAAGGAGACCCCCAUUGAAUCCGAUACCGAGUCGGGGGACUCAUCCUCGGACGAAGACCGCACCGCUACCCAGCGAGCACUGGCUAAGAGGAAGGCUGAAGCAGCUGCCAGAAGACAAAAGGCUCACGAGGAAGCGCUGGCAGCACGGUCCAAAGACAAUCUCCGAUCUCCGAUCUGCUGUAUCCUGGGUCACGUCGACACGGGUAAGACUAAACUGCUGGACAAGAUCAGACAGACGAACGUCCAAGAAGGCGAAGCGGGUGGUAUCACGCAGCAGAUCGGGGCCACUUACUUCCCUGUCGAGGCUCUGCAGCAGAAGACGGCCGUGGUGAACGCGGAUGGCAAGUUCGAAUUCAAAGUGCCGGGGUUGUUGGUCAUCGACACCCCCGGUCACGAGUCCUUCUCCAACCUCCGGUCUCGUGGCUCCUCGCUCUGCAACAUUGCCAUUCUGGUGGUGGACAUCAUGCACGGCCUCGAGCCUCAAACAUUGGAGUCGAUGCAACUCCUUCGAGAUCGUAAGACGCCUUUCAUUGUGGCCCUCAACAAAAUCGACCGUCUGUACGGCUGGAAGAAGAUUGACAACAACGGCUUCCAGGAGAGCUUGGCGCUGCAGAACAAGGGCGUGCUGAACGAGUUUCACGAUCGAGUGGAGAAGACGAAGCUCGCGUUCGCGGAGAAGGGUUUCAACGCCGAGCUGUAUUAUGAAAACAAGGACAUGAGACGAUUUGUCUCGCUCGUCCCGACCUCGGCUCACACUGGCGAGGGAAUCCCGGACAUGCUGAAACUCCUGGUGUCGCUUGCCCAAGAGCGGAUGACUUCCAGUCUGAUGUACCUGUCCGAGGUGGAAUGCACGGUGCUUGAAGUCAAGGUGAUUGAAGGUCUCGGCACCACCAUCGACGUGAUUCUCUCCAAUGGUGUCCUUCGUGAAGGGGACCGCAUAGUCCUGUGUGGCCUCAACGGCGCCAUUGCGACCAACAUUCGAGCUCUUCUGACCCCCGCGCCGCUCAAGGAGCUCCGGCUCAAGUCGCAGUACGUGCACAAUAAGGAGGUCAAGGCGGCGCUCGGAGUCAAGAUCGCGGCCAACGACCUGGAAGGCGCCAUUGCCGGUUCUCGUCUGCUUGUUGUCGGACCGGAAGACGACGAGGACGACUUGUGUGAAGAAGUGAUGGCGGAUCUGCAGCAGCUCCUCAGCAAGGUGUCCAAAGACAAUCGCGGGGUCAGCGUCCAGGCGUCCACCUUGGGCUCUCUGGAGGCGUUGUUGGAAUUCUUGAAGCAGAUGAAAAUCCCAGUGGCCAACAUUUCGAUCGGACCAGUGUACAAGCGCGAUGUCAUGAUGGCCGGGACCAUGCUGGAGAAGGCGAAGCAAUAUGCCGUCAUGCUGUGCUUCGAUGUCAAAGUGGACAAAGAAGCCCUGCAGUACGCGGAGGAGAACGGGAUCAAGAUUUUCACGGCCGACAUCAUCUACCACUUGUUCGACGACUUCACCCGACACAUGGCCCAGAUCCAGGAACAGAAGAAGGAAGAGAGCAAGCUGAAUGCCGUGUUCCCGUGCGUGCUCAACACCCUCCAGGUGUUCAACAAAAAGGACCCGAUCGUGAUUGGAGUGGAUGUGAUCGAGGGUAGUCUCCGACCGCUGACCCCAAUCGCGACGGUGAAGACGAAUCCGGUGACCGGGGUCAAGGAGAUCAUCAGCCUGGGCCGAGUCACAUCCAUUGAACGCGAGCACAAGGCCGUGCCCGUGUGCAAGAAAGGCCAGCCAUCGGUUGCGGUCAAGAUCGAAGGACCGAACCAGCCCCUUUACGGCCGACAGCUUGAGGACAAGGACCCGUUGUAUUCGCUGAUAUCGCGACAGUCGAUUGACACGCUCAAAGAGUUCUACCGAGACGAGGUGACGCGGGACGAAUGGUCGUUGAUCAGGAAACUCAAGCCACUGUUCGACAUUCCUUAG
This is a messenger RNA of Capronia epimyces CBS 606.96, 3252 nucleotides long. RefSeq names its product translation initiation factor 5B. The record is from RefSeq and is a predicted model, not a curated record. The transcript is spliced from 3 exons. The coding region runs from base 1 to 3252 and encodes 1083 amino acids. Gene Ontology annotation, molecular function: GTP binding; translation initiation factor activity; GTPase activity. Lineage: Eukaryota; Fungi; Ascomycota; Eurotiomycetes; Chaetothyriales; Herpotrichiellaceae.